Molecule: messenger RNA, 331 nt
Organism: Staurois parvus
Lineage: Eukaryota; Metazoa; Chordata; Amphibia; Anura; Ranidae
Source: the annotation of a GenBank genome assembly
CUCCCUCUUAUUUCAUGAUAAGACAUAUAAUGUGGAGACACUGCACAUGCUCAAUUUGGUGUGUAUUGCUAGAGAAGUUUUUUUUUUUUUUUCUUGGGAGAGUGCAUGUGAUUAUCACAGGGCCAAUCAGCACUGCCCAGACAGAGGUCAGGGGUUCUGCAUCCUCCUAGAGAAAACUCCUCCUACAAGCUUUAACCAGUGCUCUGCUGAACUGAUAGAAGUCUAAUUGUUGAUAAGAAAAGGUAUUUAGCAUUCUAUAUUUAUUAAAAUAAUUGCAUUUCCAUGUUGUGUGUACUGUGGGAGACCAGAUAUAGAGAAUGUAGGGUCCUGG